AUCUCUGUUGGCUGUGAGAUCUGGUGUUUUUCUACCUGCAAUUGACCUGCGAGCCACCUGCCUUGGACCUGCUACUUACCUGCACUACAUCUGUGAUCCUCUAAUCCAGAACAAGUUUACACACAUUGAUUCCAUUUAAAAAACACACUUAACUAAUUGUUAAUCCACACACAUACUCCUUCUCCACACAAGCACACAGACACACAAACACACAGACACACACACAUACACACAAUUUGUUGAUUUCCCACUGCCAAGGUAAGUUGAAACAUUUGUGUAGUUGAAGGCUGACGUUGUCUGGUAAAGCAUUGUUUGUGAGUAUGAUUGGUACAGAUUCAAAGUUAAAGUUAAAGUUUCUUUGUGAACUUUGAAAAAAUAUUAAUUUUUUUUGUUUUUCAUUCUGAGAUGCCCCGUGCCAAGUCCCACCGUCGUGCCCAGGCCCAGAAGCGGAGGAUGGCGCAGCCGCAGCCAUGGACCCCCCAGCCGCCUGUCCCCGAGUUCGUUGCUCGGCGCGGUACUGGUUACCGCCAUCGUGUGCGGAGAUGGCCAACUUCGGAGCUGACCCAGCGGAGCUUCAAGUUGGUCACUCCAGCCCAGCAGCCGGACCAGAAGAUGGUGUUCGUCGUGGGAGCCUCCCACCUGCGGCCCAUGGUGGAUGGGAUCGUCGCCAUGCCGGAGGGACCUCUGUGUUUUUCUUUUCUCUCUGUUCCAGGUGCGCAUGCAGCAGAGCUGAGGACAGAGGUGUCGCACGCCGCUCUCCCUUGGACCCCGGAUGUGGUCUGCGUGAUGGCCCCCAGCAACAACCUGACAGCCAGCAGGAACAUCGGAGAGGCGUCGCUGGACUUCGGUGCUCUCCUGGCUACAGUCUGCAGCCGCUGGGCGAAGGUGUUUGUGCUGGACUUCCCUCCACGCCUGAACAUCGAGCCUGGCUUGCAGGAGCUGUUUCGCCAGGAGUUCCGCCGUGUCGCAGCACGCAUGGGUCUCCCAUACGUGUCUGUGGCAGAGCACCUCCCUCUGGAUCGGUUGGAGCUGUGGAGCCGUGACAGUGUGCACCUCAGCGACAGCGAUGGAACGCCGAUCCUGGUCCAGGCCCUGUGGGACGCCGCGGUCCACCAGCUGGCUCCUCCCCCUCCUCCUCCGCCUUCGGUGCCCCCCCGGACAUCGCCUCGUGCCAGGGUCUCCCCCGUGCUGGUCGUGACAGGACACAGGCCCGCGCCCCGUCACCGCGACCCACUGGAGUGGACCGUGGUCGGACAGGAGGGCAAGGCUCGAGCAUCUCCGGUGCAAGAGUCUGUCCUUCCAUCCAACCCCGUGUGGUUCAGCGGCGACAUGCUGGAGGCCAUGGAGACGGUUUCUCCUUCUUCAGACGACGACACUGCCGUUCCACCAGCUGGCCAGGUAAACUGUCUGAAAAUUAUGUUCACGAUAGUAAGAAGCAAACCGGAAUCCAUAUUAGAUCUGAUUUUGUGUGAGUGUGUGUGUGAAUGGUUGUGUGUUUUUCCGAGUGCGUGCUCUGUCUUUUAUUGAGUCAGGUCAUCAUGGUGUUGGUGGUUGUGUGGCUCAGGUCCCAGG
Myripristis murdjan (pinecone soldierfish) is the source of this 1572-nucleotide messenger RNA. RefSeq lists its product as uncharacterized. The transcript has 7 exons. The record is from RefSeq and is a predicted model, not a curated record. Bases 406 to 1527 code for a protein of 373 amino acids. Lineage: Eukaryota; Metazoa; Chordata; Actinopteri; Holocentriformes; Holocentridae.